Messenger RNA from Prinia subflava (tawny-flanked prinia), 1179 nucleotides. RefSeq names its product non-histone chromosomal protein HMG-14A. Gene Ontology annotation, cellular component: nucleus; chromatin. Gene Ontology annotation, biological process: chromatin organization. The coding region runs from base 209 to 526 and encodes 105 amino acids. The record is from RefSeq and is a predicted model, not a curated record. NCBI's taxonomy places the organism in Eukaryota, Metazoa, Chordata, Aves, Passeriformes, Cisticolidae. Gene Ontology annotation, molecular function: nucleosomal DNA binding. The transcript has 7 exons.
CGGGGCCAACCUCAACGGCGUCAGCCGAGGUGCAGGAGCCCAAGAGGCCCCAAGUGCUCAGACAAUCCCGGGGCAGCUGAACCGCCCGCUCACCCCGCGCGGGGCCGGCCCGGACAAAGGCCGCAGCCCCCUCCCUCCGCCGGCCGAGGCCACGAGCGGGCCACUGCCCUUUCCAACAGGUUUUGCAAUCAACUAUUAAGGUGCAACUAUGCCCAAAAGAAAGGCUCCAGCUGAAGGCGAGGCAAAGGAGGAGCCAAAGAGAAGGUCAGCCAGACUAUCUGCUAAACCUGCUCCACCCAAACCGGAGCCAAAACCCAAAAAGGCAGCACCUAAGAAAGAAAAAGCAGCAAAUGAUAAAAAGGAGGACAAAAAGGCAGCAACAAAAGGGAAGAAAGGAGCCAAAGGCAAAGAGGAAACUAAACAAGAGGAUGCUAAAGAAGAAAACCACUCUGAAAAUGGAGAUACCAAAACUAAUGAGGCACCAGCUGCUGAAGCAUCUGAUGAUAAGGAAGCCAAGUCCGAGUAAUGUUAACCCUGCCCUAUAUCUCCAUCAUUUGGUAUCCGUACCUCCAUGCUGUAUUGUUAACAGAGAGGAAUAUUUUUAUCAACUAUUUUAUAAAUGCAGGUUUUUUUAGCAUGAAUUUAAUUAUGGAACAUCUUCAUCUCGGUUACUUGGGAAUUAAAUCCCUAACAAACAAAACAACAAAAAAAAGUCAUUGUUUCUAAAUUUUGUGAUUGUAAUAGUUUGUAUGGUACAUGGAAAGAAUAAGUGGUGGUAGCUUUUGACUUCUGUCAGUGUGUCCCUUUCUGUGUAACUCAUGCUUACAGACUUCAGAUUUUAAUUUUUCCCUUGUAUGUGUUGUACGGUUUCUUAAAGUGGGGAGGUCUCAAAACAAAUAACCGUGUGAAACAUUCCAGUGGUUCUGUGGGUUGCUUUUAUAAAGAAGGUGAGCUAUUUUCAUGAAAAAAAACCUAAGAGCUGGAAAUCUGUUGUUUCCCAAAUGUAAUUUUAUUUUGUCAGUUUUGAAAAAAAAAAGAAAAAUAAAUAAAUAAAAGUGUAAUCCUGUUUUUAAAUGAAAUACAAACAUUUCUUUUCAAAAAGGGCAGGUUGGUUGUAUGUACCCACUGUUAGGAAUUUUGCUGGAUUUAUCUUAAUAAAAAAGACUCCUCAAAAGCUGA